CCGCGCUGCCACCAGAACUCCCCGUCCCCCACCCAGAUCCCGCCGCUGCUGGACGCCGCCUACCAGCGCACACCCACUAGAGGGGAUGGAGGCGCCCUGAUGGUGACAUCUGCAUCUUCCUCGCCUCGUUGUCGCACUGAGACGGCGGCGAUGGAGGACGGCGCAUCCAGGUACCCAAUGCCCCUAGCUAUUGUGUUGAUUUGUGGACAUGUGCUCAUCUGUGUUUGAUUAGGGUCGAUUUGUGCAUGAACUCUUUGAUUUCGGUUUCAAUUUGAUGCAUUUGGUAGGGAUGUGAUGUUUGCGCUAGAGAUUAAAGUCGAAGGUUUUGUUUCCAAAGAUGCCUCUGGUAGGAAAUGUUACACUAAAGGCCGAGUCUUUAAGUGGGAUGUGGAGUAUGGGUCGAUGACAUUGGAUUUGCUGAUGAAAUCUCUGACCACCGAGUUGAACCUAAGCACAAACCAGAGAGCCACUGUUUGGUUCUAUGACAAAAAAAAAUGAACGAGGAUUGCAGACUAGUUGAAGAAAUUCAGAUGGUUGAUUUCUUUGAAAUGUAUAAGGAGGAGAUGAGGUCCCAGAUUCUAGUUUUUAUCUUUGAUAGGGACAAAUGCACUGAACCUGACUAUGAAGCACUGGAGCCUCUAGUUGUGGUUCCUCCUGAUCCUGCACAUGAGGCAGCAGGCAGCAUGCAUAUAGAGCCCACAGACCCUACUGCUAUUGCUCAUGAGGCAGCAGGCAGCAUGCAUAUAGGCCCCACAGACCCCACUGCUAUUGCUGAUGAACUAGAGCCAGAUAGGGAGCCUGACAUGUUUGAUAACCCUGAAGAGUAUGUGGGAGUCAAUGAUGAGGGCAUGUAUGGUUCAGUGUCUCCUGCUCCUCGAUUUGCACAGCCAACUGACCCCAAUGCUAACAGUAAUGCAAAUAAAUCAGAAAAUACUGAAUUUGUGAAUGUUGAGACAGAGGUGGAUGAUGCUGAUCCAUUGGAGGUCAAUGUACUGCAUGACCCUGAUAACCCAAAGAUAGCCAAGUUGGAGUUGUUUCCUGAUAUCAAUACAUUCAGAAAAGAUAUAAGACAUUAUGCUAUGAAGACUGGCUUUGAGUUUGCUGCUGGAGUGAAGACAUACAAGACAAGAUUCAUAGCAAAGUGUGCUGCACCCGGAUGUUCUUGGAGAAUUCAUGCAUUAACUAUUUUUGACAAGAAGACAGUACAGAUCAAAAAACUCCCUGCAGACCAACUAUGUGCUACCACCAAGCUUCUUGAAGGCAAGAUGGCCAGUCAGGGUUGGUGUGCAGACAGGCUUGGAGAGUGUGUGAAGAAGAACCCAAGAAAAGGAGCAAAGGAUGCACAAGAGAAGCUGGAGAGUGACUUUGGUAUAAAGCUAAAAUACUCAAAGGCCUAGUCUGGACUGAAACUUGCACUGGAUCAAAUCCAUGGUAAGUAUGAGGAAAGCUUUCAACUUCUUUUCAAUUGGGUAGCUCACCUAGAACAGGCUUCACCUGGUAGUUAUGUACAAAUAGAGGUUGAGAAGGUUGGCAAGAAGAAUAGAUUCAAGAGGGGUUUUGUAGCAUUGAAGCCAUGCAUUGAUAGAUUCUUAGCUGGUUGUAGACCAUUUGUAGGGGUAGAUGCAUUUUUUCUACAUGGAAAGUAUACUGGCCAGUUGGCUUCAGCCACAGGUGUUGAUGGGCAUAAUUGGCUUUAUCACAUUGCCUAUGCUGUUUUUGACUCAGAAACUGAAGAUAACUGGACAUGGUUUUUAGAGAACUUGCACAAAGUCAUAGGAGACCCUCUUGGCCUUGUCAUUUGUUUAGAUGCUUGUAAAGGCUUAGAGAAAGCUGUUGUAAAGGUUUUUCCUGUGGCUGAAAACAGAAAGUGCAUGAGGCACAUGUACAGCAACUUUAUGAAACACUAUUCAGGAGAUGUUUUCACUGACCAUCUCUACCCUGCUGCUAAGAGCUACACUGAGUAAAUGUUUAAAUGGCACAUGAAGAGAAUUUUUUACUUUGCUCUAGGUGUAAUAGACUACCUUGAAGAGAAUCACCCUAGGAUUUGGUACAGAUAUGGGUUCUCUGAGCUUAGAAAGUGUGACUAUUUGACUAAUAACGUGUCUGAGAGUUUCAAUGCUCAGGUCAAGCCUUUGAAAGGCCUUCAUCUCCAUGAGCUUGUAGACAGGAUUAGAGAGCUCAUUAUGGAGAAAAGGUACAUUAGAAAGAAGUUGGUACAGAUAUGGCAAGAUGGAGUUCUACCUCAAGUCAUAAAGGAUCUGAAUGUUAUCAGCCAGAAUCUGAAGGCACUGUCAGUGAUGAUGGCUUUGCAGAGGUGACACUCCUUGAUAACUGGAACAACCAGAGGAGGCACAUAAUGAAUCUGAAAGAUAGUACUUGCUCAUGCAGAGAAUGGCAAGUAACUGGCAAGCCAUGCAAACAUGCCUUAGCAUGGAUACUCUCCAACAGAGGCAUGAAAAUUGAAGACUUUGUUCGUCCCUACUACUCAGUUGAAAGGUUUAGAGCUGCCUAUGAAGGAAGAGUAGAGCCUAUGCAGGACAGGUCCCAAUGGCCAGAAGUCAAUCUUGGUUUCAAGGUUUUCCCUCCUUUGCUGGGUAGAGCUCCUGGCAGACCGAAGGUGCAAAGGAUAAGGAGCUCAAUUGAGAAAAAUGUGAACAAAAAGAAAGUGAGGUGCAAGAGGUGCAAAUAUUUUGGGCACUUUGCCAAGACAUGCAAACAACCAAUGCUGGGAGAAGAUGGUGAGAUUGGCAACAGCAGCAGCAAGACAAGCAAUAAGAGGAAGAAGCCAGAGGAGGGCAAAGCAGGACCAUCCAUGGAAAAGAAAGGAAAGAAGGUGAAGGUGAAGGCACCAAAGAAGAAGAAGGCAACACCCUUGAAGAAGAAGUAGAAGAGGACCGCACCUGCUCCCCUAGCAAAAGUUGUCAAAAGCCUCAGGGAUAUGAUGUCACAAGAACUGUGAUGUAAUAGGGCUACUUCAUGUAGUGGGUCUGAACUUUUGUGAAUUGUGUGCCAUAUGACCAUACCAUGGCCUAUGUAAUGAACCUGUGUGUGUGCUGUCUGAACCUGAACCUGUGUAUUUGUGCUAUGUGAACCUAUGCUGCUGAACCUUUGGGGAUGGCACUUAUGGCAGUUAUGUUA
This is a messenger RNA of Panicum virgatum (switchgrass), 3138 nucleotides long. RefSeq lists its product as uncharacterized. The transcript is spliced from 3 exons. Bases 495 to 1397 code for a protein of 300 amino acids. The record is from RefSeq and is a predicted model, not a curated record. Lineage: Eukaryota; Viridiplantae; Streptophyta; Magnoliopsida; Poales; Poaceae.